AUGGAGCCAGGCAAGGAGCCCCGAGUGACCACGGGGGAGAAGCCCAGCGAACCAGAGCCGGCGACUUCCUUCCAGGCCCGGCUGUGGAAGAACCUGCAGCUGGGGGGCAAGGGCCGGAGCGGCGGCGGGCGGGCAGCUGCCGAGCGCCGCACUGCGGAGCCCCUCGCCCCGCCGCCGCAGGCCGGCGGCAAGGGGGACCUCCAGCCUGGCGGCAAGUGGAGCGGCUUCAAGAGGCGGCGGCAAGUGCUAGACCGAGUCUUUUCGUCCUCGCAGCCUAACCUGUGCUGCUCGGCCGCCGAGCCGCUGGAGCCGGCCGGCGAGUCCGGCUCCACCCUGCGCCGCCUGCGCGAGCACCUGCUUCCCCAAGGGAAGGGGCCGCCGGCCAGCCGCCGCCCGGAGCCCGCCGCCGGCUGUGAGGGGCCGGCGGGCGGCAGGGAGGGGCGCCGGCCCGGGGCGCACCUGUCCCACCAGAAAAGCUCCUCGCUGCCCAGUACCGCCUGCCUGGAGCAGCUGCUGCAGGGCUCGCCCGCCGCCGGCAGGAUCCAGGACCAGCGGACGGAGGACGGCGACAGCAGCGCGAGAACAAAUUCAUUUGGAACUAGUAAUGCAGAUUUCCCCCCCGGGGACCCUGGAAUGUACCAGUUGGAUGUUACUCUAAGAAGAGGACAGAAUCUAGCUGCACGGGACCGUGGAGGAACAAGUGAUCCAUAUGUCAAGUUCAAACUUGGAGGAAAAGAAGUAUUUAGAAGUAAAACAGUAUACAAGAACCUUAAUCCUGUCUGGGAAGAAAAAGCUUACAUUCUUAUAGAUAACCUAAGAGAACCAUUGUAUAUAAAGGUAUUUGAUUAUGACUUUGGACUUCAAGAUGACUUCAUUGGUUCGGCAUUUUUGGAUCUCACUUCAUUGGAAUUAAACAGGCAAACAGAUGUUACCUUGAGUCUGAAGGAUCCUCAUUACCCUGACCAUGACCUGGGAAGUAUAUUCCUGUCUGUUCUGUUGGCUCCAGGAGACCAGCGGGAAGCGACAAUGCUAAUGAGGAAGAGUUGGAAAAGAUCAAGUAAGUUUCAGACCCAGAGCUUACGUCUCUCAGACCUGCACAGAAAGUCUCAGUUAUGGAGAGGGAUAGUUAGUGUUACCUUAAUAGAAGGUUGUGAACUUAAGGCAAUGGAUGCAAAUGGGCUCAGUGAUCCUUACGUGAAGUUUCGUUUGGGGCAUCAGAAGUACAAGAGCAAGAUUGUUCCAAAAACUUUGAAUCCUCAGUGGAGGGAGCAGUUUGACUUUCAUCUCUAUGAAGAACGAGGUGGAAUUAUUGAUAUUACCGUGUGGGACAAAGAUGUUGGCAAAAAGGAUGAUUUCAUUGGCAGGUGCCAGAUUGACCUGUCAACCCUGAGUAAAGAGCAAACUCACAAGUUGGAGGUCCCGCUAGAGGAGGGAGAGGGAUACCUGGUGUUGCUGGUCACUCUCACAGCCUCAGCAGCAGUCACCAUCUCUGACCUCUCCAUCAGCUCCCUGGAGGACAAGAAGGAACGAGAGGAGAUAAUGAAGAGAUAUAGUCCAAUGAUGAUGUUCCAUAACAUCAGCGAUGUGGGAUUUCUUCAGGUGAAGGUCAUCAGGGCAGAAGCAUUGAUGGCAGCUGAUGUCACAGGUAAAAGUGACCCGUUUUGUGUAGUUGAAUUGAACAAUGACAGACUACUGACACAUACUGUCUACAAGAACCUCAAUCCAGAAUGGAACAAAACCUUCACAUUCAAUAUAAAGGAUAUCCACUCAGUGCUUGAAGUGACAGUUUACGACGAAGACCGCGAUCGAAGUGCUGACUUUCUAGGCAAAGUUGCUAUACCAUUGCUGUCUAUUCAAAAUGGUGAACAGAAAGCCUACGUCUUGAAAAACAAGCAGCUGACAGGGCCAACAAAGGGGGUCAUCUAUCUUGAAAUAGAUGUGAUUUUUAAUGCUGUGAAAGCCAGCAUACGAACCUUAAUGCCCAAAGAACAGAAGUACAUUGAAGAGGAAGACAGACUGUCUAAACAGCUCCUGUUAAGGAACUUCAUCCGGAUGAAGCAUUGUAUCAUGGCACUUGUUACUGCUGUUUGCUAUAUUAGCAGUUGUUUUGACUGGGAUUCUCCACCAAGAAGUCUAGCUGCUUUUUUGCUUUUUCUUUUUGUGGUCUGGAACUUUGAGCUCUACAUGAUACCACUGGCUUUGUUGUUGCUGCUGGCAUGGAACUACUUCUUGAUCAUAUCAGGAAAAGAUAACAGGCAACAUGAUACAGUAGUGGAGGACAUGCUAGAGGACGAGGAAGAAGAGGAUGACAGAGAUGACAAGUCUAGGAUGGGAAAAACAGAUUUUAUCCUAGCAAACUGGUAUUGUUCUGAAGGUUUGAUGUUUGAGGACAGUGAAAAGAAAGGAUUUAUGAAUAGACUUUAUGCCAUCCAGGAGGUGUGUGUCACUGUCCAGAAUAUCCUAGAUGAAAUCGCUUCCUUUGGUGAAAGGAUCAAGAAUACAUUCAACUGGACUGUCCCAUUCCUGAGCUGGCUGGCCAUUGUUGCCCUCUCUGUGUUUACCGUCAUCCUGUAUUUCAUUCCACUGAGAUACAUUGUCCUUGUCUGGGGCAUCAAUAAAUUUACAAAGAAGAUUCGAAAUCCGUAUGCAAUUGAUAACAACGAGCUACUUGACUUUCUGUCCAGAGUCCCUUCUGAUGUGCAAGUGAUGCAAUACCAUGAACUGAAACAAGAUCCUACUCACAGCCCAAGCAAGAGAAAGAAAAACAAUCCUGCCUAGCCAACUUCAUGUGUGGAGGAGACCAGCAUCUGCCAGGGGAAGAUAAAAGAGCAAGCCUAAAAGUUUUCUCUAAGCUUUUUAUUUAUCUUGCCUUUUUAUCUAGUGGGCAGAUUUUGUAACAUUAUUAAAAGGUGUUUCUCAUGGAAAAUCUAUUUCUCAUUGUAAAGACAUUUGUUUCAAGUAGGGUUUUUGCCAUUUUAAAGCCUUGCUAGAAACAAUGUAACACAUUGAAUGAGAAGAUCUAAAGUGGAGAAUAUAUAGUGCUACUUAGUGGUCAAAUAUACAUGAGAUAGUCAAAUCAUGCCAGCCAAAUCUACAAAAUGUUUAACGUUAAAUCUGACUCAGAAAUUUCUCAGAUUUUAUUUGUGAGCAUUAAUAUUUUUAUCCAAUCCGUCAUCAUUACAAUUUUCUAUGUUUUAUAUAUUGCAAGAGAAGUACAAUGAAGUGGAGCCUACUGCACUUAAGUUUUAGCAGAUUUUUUUAAAUUUCAGACCCUGAUGUUAACUCCUGGUGCAACAUUUUUCUACGUGGUAGGGCUGCUUAUAAGACAGUGAGAAACACCAAGUUCAAAUCUCUUUCUGGAGCUCCCAAAAGCACUUUCUGCUGUCUUUAUCAUUCCAUUGUAAAACCUAAAAAUCUCUGUUUCAAAAUACUGCCAGGUUUGUAACUGAUUGCCUAUCAUAUUUUUCUACAUGUACCAGUAGUCUUCAUUUGUACUACAUAGCUUAGCUCUAAUGGGUCAGACUAACUCCAUACUGCUUUGGGUGUCAUGCUAUGAACACUUUUUGUGCACAUAACUAUUUUAAUAUGGAUAUCUUGCAGAAAAGGUUUUUCAUUCAAAUCACAAGACCAUAUUAAUAUGCUUUAUGGUAUAACAUUACCUGUUACCAAUGUGAAAUACUGUGUAGAGGAAAAAAAUGCAGUUGUGGUAAAACUGAUAUAGCAGGGUUUUUUCCUUAGUUCAUAAUGUCGGUUCUUCUGAUAUGAUCUUUCCCUACUGCAUGGAAACUAUAUUAUCUUAUAAAUUACAUGGAACAUAGAUGAGAAACAUUUACAUUUCAAAUGUCUUAGUGGCAACUGCAUAACGAGUACUUGGGGAUAUAUUCUGGUAGCUGCAUGCAGACAUCCACACUCAGCUCCCCACACAGUGAGCAGAGACUCAUUCCUGAGGGACUUCCUGUGCACAGCUCCUCAUUAUGGUUCCCAGUGACAUUAAAGGGGAUUUUUGCCCAGGGGAGAGCGAGAGGACUGCAUCCUCACGAGGGGCUGUGGUCCUCUGUGGAUUACCUCUCACUGGUUGCAAUUGCAGAUAAAGUUAUAUUGCACUACUCUAAAAAUACUUUUUGAAAAGUGUAUUUAGAAAUACUUCGCAAG
This is a messenger RNA of Sturnus vulgaris (Common starling), 4152 nucleotides long. NCBI's taxonomy places the organism in Eukaryota, Metazoa, Chordata, Aves, Passeriformes, Sturnidae. The record is from RefSeq and is a predicted model, not a curated record.